GACCCAAACGGAGAUCAACGACGCCCUCGCCGGAAUUCCUGGACCAGACCGCGGGCGAUGCCCGCUAUCUGGCCGAAGCGGACUCCCGCUUCCUGCGGACGAAUGACUUGGACCCCCUGGAUGCCCGCUACUUCCCGAACACGCCGGGCGCCGAAGGCGGCGGCAUCUUCAACUUAGUCCAGACCCAGUUCACUCCCGUGGUGAUCCGCAACCUGCUGUGCCAGACCCCGCUCUCCUGCCAACCCAUCCUGGGCAACGGCAGCACUCUGCAACUCAGCUGCGACUGCUGGAGCAAGGGCCAGUCGGACGGGCGCUACCCCUGA
Symbiodinium necroappetens is the source of this 323-nucleotide messenger RNA. NCBI's taxonomy places the organism in Eukaryota, Dinophyceae, Suessiales, Symbiodiniaceae. The record is from the annotation of a GenBank genome assembly.